AUGCACUCAAAGCUCGGACUCGCAGGACUCUUGGCCACUGCGUCUGUGUGCUUGGCUGCUCCAAGGGAGCAGAAUAUCACCAGCGACACUUACUUUUAUGGACAGUCGCCUCCCGUGUAUCCAUCGCCUGAGGGAAGUGGAACGGGCUCCUGGGCUGCCGCUUAUGCAAAGGCAAAGAGCUUCGUUGCCCAGCUCAGCCCAGAGGAAAAAGUCAAUCUUACUGCGGGAACUGACGCCGAUAAUGGCUGUUCUGGCAAUAUAGCGGCUAUUCCGCGACUCAACUUUCCAGGAUUGUGUGUAUCUGACGCCGGCAAUGGUCUUAGGGGGACCGACUAUGUGAGCAGCUGGCCUAGCGGACUACAUGUUGGUGCCAGCUGGAACAAAGCUCUAGCGAAGCAAAGGGCAAUACAUAUGGCCUCAGAGUUCCGUAAAAAAGGUGUCAAUGUCAUACUUGGACCCGUCGUCGGUCCCCUGGGUCGUGUGGCUGAAGGAGGACGCAACUGGGAAGGCUUCUCGAAUGAUCCGUACCUGAGCGGUGCCCUGGUCUACGAGACCGUCGAUGGAGCACAGUCAGUUGGUGUUGCGACUUGCACCAAGCAUUACAUCUUGAAUGAACAGGAGACAAAUCGUAACCCGGAAACCGACGAUGGCGUUAAUAUCGCAGCAGUCUCUUCCAACAUUGAUGACAAGACCAUGCACGAGCUAUACCUCUGGCCCUUCCAAGAUGCCGUCUUGGCUGGCAGUGCUUCCAUCAUGUGCUCAUACAAUCGUGUCAACAACUCCUACGGCUGUCAAAACAGCAAGACUCUAAAUGGUCUCUUGAAGACCGAACUCGGAUUCCAAGGAUAUGUGAUGACCGACUGGGGCGCCCAACAUGCCGGAAUCGCCGGUGCCAACGCUGGACUGGACAUGGUGAUGCCUAGCACCGAGACAUGGGGAGCGAAUCUCACCACGGCUAUUUCCAAUGGGACAGUGGUCGCUUCGAGACUGGACGACAUGGCCAUAAGGAUCAUCGCUUCGUGGUACCAAAUGAACCAGGAUUCUGAUUUCCCAUCUCCUGGCGUCGGUAUGCCGGCUGACAUAUAUGCGCCUCAUCAGCGGAUAAUAGGAAGAGAAGCGUCUUUCAAGCAGAUAUUACUUCAAGGCGCCAUCGAGGGCCAUGUUCUCGUCAAAAACACCAACAGCGCCUUGCCACUAAAGUCACCUCAGCUGCUCUCCGUGUUCGGAUACGAUGCCAAAGGACCGGACACACUCAGCGCAAACUUCAACUGGUUGACAUACAGCCCUGCCAUUCAGGAAAACCACACCCUGUGGGUUGGAGGCGGCUCUGGGGCAAAUAACGCUGCGUAUGUCGACGCUCCUAUCGAUGCCAUCCAGCGCCAGGCCUACGAGGACGGCACUUCCGUUUUGUACGAUCUUUCAUCAGAGGAUCCUGACGUUGACCCUACCUCUGAUGCAUGUCUGGUCUUCAUCAACAGCUACGCCACAGAGGGCUAUGACCGUCCUGGACUCACUGACAAUUCGAGCGAUGUCCUGGUGAAGAACGUUGCUGGAAAAUGCGCCAACACGAUUGUCACCAUCCACAACGCCGGAAUCCGACUGGUGGGCGACUGGAUCGAUCAUGAGAAUGUGACUGCUGUCAUCUUCGCUCAUCUACCAGGCCAAGACAGUGGGAGGGCAUUGGUAGAGUUGCUCUACGGCCGGGCCAAUCCGUCCGGGAAACUGCCGUACACGGUGGCUAAGAAAGCCGAAGACUACGGUACUCCGUUGCAUCCAUCCCUGCCAGAGACCCCAUAUGGACUGUUCCCGCAGUCGGACUUUGACGAAGGGGUGUACAUUGACUACCGCGCCUUUGACAAGGCCAACAUCACCCCAGAGUUCGAGUUCGGCUUCGGACUGUCGUACACGAGCUUUGAGUAUUCGGGCCUGCAGGUAAGCAGUCCUAAGAGAUCUUCCCAAUAUCCUCCACCAGCCACUAUCCAGCAAGGUGGAAACCCCCAUCUCUGGGAUGAAAUCGUCACCGUGUCUGCGGCGGUCAAGAACAGUGGAGGUGUCGCCGGUGCGGAGGUGGCACAGCUCUACGUCGGCAUCCCCAAUGGUCCCGUACGGCAAUUGCGUGGAUUUGAGAAGGUCAGUGUCUCAGCAGGAGAGACUGCACAGGUGCAAUUCGCAUUGAAUCGACGGGAUCUGAGUACAUGGGAUGUCAAGGCGCAACAGUGGUCGUUGCAGCGGGGAACGUAUCAGGUGUAUGUUGGACGGUCGAGUCGGGAUCUCCCUUUGACGGGGUCAUUUACUCUGUAA
Aspergillus thermomutatus is the source of this 2301-nucleotide messenger RNA. RefSeq names its product beta-glucosidase. The transcript has 7 exons. Bases 1 to 2301 code for a protein of 766 amino acids. Gene Ontology annotation, molecular function: beta-glucosidase activity. The record is from RefSeq and is a predicted model, not a curated record. Gene Ontology annotation, biological process: glucan catabolic process. NCBI's taxonomy places the organism in Eukaryota, Fungi, Ascomycota, Eurotiomycetes, Eurotiales, Aspergillaceae.